Molecule: messenger RNA, 1050 nt
Organism: Haliotis rufescens (red abalone)
Lineage: Eukaryota; Metazoa; Mollusca; Gastropoda; Lepetellida; Haliotidae
Product: histone-lysine N-methyltransferase SETMAR-like
Exons: 1
Coding region: 1-1050 (349 amino acids)
Molecular function (GO): nucleic acid binding
Source: RefSeq, a predicted model, not a curated record
AUGGAGAAACAGGAAAAGCGAGCUGUUAUCAAAUACCUUUACAAGAAAGGCUUUACACCCAAUGCCAUAUAUGAGGAUAUGUUAUCCACACUAGGGGAAGAUGCCCCGUCAUAUGCAACAGUGAAAAUAUGGGUGGCAGAGUUUAAACGUGGGCGACUGAGCACUGAUGAUGAACCCCGUCCUGGUCCACCUGUUGUGUCUUCAACACCUGAAACGGUACAGCGAGUCCUGGACAUAAUCAUGGACGACCGACGAGUGACACUGCGACAGAUAGCCAACUUAGUGGACAUCUCUCAGGAGCGAGUGCAUUUCAUUCUGAUAGAUAUUCUAGGAAUGCACAAGGUUUCUGCUCGAUGGGUCCCCAAACUGUUGACAGCUGAUCAGAAACGUCAAAGAGCGAAUCUCUCAAGGGAGAACCUCAAGCUUUUUGAAGGUGAUCCAGAUAACUUUCGCAAACGAUUUGUUACAAUGGACGAAACAUGGGUCCACCACUUUGAACCUGAAUCAAAACAACAGUCUAAACAGUGGAAACAUGUCACAUCUCCUACUCCAAAGAAAGAAAAGUCUGUGCCUUCAGCGGGGAAAGUCAUGGCAUCCGUGUUUUGGUAUUCUGAAGGUGUGAUCAUGGUGGACUGGCUUCCUAAAGGCCGUACUGUUACAGGGGCUUACUAUGUGGAACUUCCGAGACAGUUAAGAGAGAAAAUCAAAGUUACGCGACGUGGAAAGUUGACGAAAGGUGUGCUUUAUCAUCACGACAAUGCUCCAGCACACACAUCACCGAUAGCAAUGGCCAAAAUCCAUGAGUGUGGCUUUGAACUUCUCCAACAUCCACCUUAUUCACCUGAUUGGGCUCCGUCGGACUAUCAUCUGUUCCCACAGUUAAAAAGGCAUUUAGCUGGAACUCAUUUCCAGUCAGAUGAUGAUGUCAUUACAGCGGUCAACAACUUUUUGAGUGACCAAGAAGUUGACUUCUACAAAAGUGGCAUAAUGGCAUUGCAACAUCGCUGGCAGAAGUGUGUUGACCUUAAAGGGGACUAUGUCGAAAGAUAA